AUGUAUGAGCUGUUCAUGACCGCGUUCAUCAAUGAUGCCGACCAUGAUGCGUUGGUGUCCAUUCUCAGCGGCUAUACUUGGGAUGACUCUCGCCAGCGCAUCUACCGCGUCCUGCACUUUGCUGGCGCGAAUCCCAACCAGCCCAAGCCCAUUACAAAGAGAAACCACAUCUACGGCGUCCCACCAGAGCCCGAUAUCUUCUCUCUUGGCCUUCCAAAUACUGAUAUCCCUCCCCUCAUGCCAUCAGGCCACAUAGACCCUGCAUGGAAGGAGCUGAGCGAGAUCCUGAAAAGGCAGUCGUACACCAUGACCACGCGCCAUUUGGUUCACAAGGACCGUCACUUUGGCAAAUCCGAGCCGAUACCUGACAACUAUUUCAGCGUCAACCCUGGCGCGCUGUUCUGGAGCGAGAUUCCUGACCCUGCUAGUGUCGCGGGCGGCCAAUCUCUCAUUAUGCAGCGCAAAAAGAUCGAGCUUUAUGACCAGCUCAACCUUCCCCUGAUACUGACUGAAAACGACUUCAUCUACAAGGGUGAACACAUUGAAGAGAGCCACGACAUCUACCACCGGGACAAUCCCGUUGAGUUUCACCUGGUUCGCUGCUACAGAGUGCCUGCCAUGGCUGAUGGCGGCAAGAACGCCCCAUCCACCACUCUCCCGGCCUUUGAUUCACUAGAGAUGGUCAGUCCUGGCAAGUGGAUGCUCACCGUCGUCUCGUAUGUCCUGGACGACCACACACCCGACAAGAUGCAGGCCGCUCGUGACGCGCUCAUCAAGGUCAAGGACGACCUGGCCCCGUGUGGAAUCACGUUCAAGGAAAUUGACCGCAGACACUACGACACGCAGCUGGCGGCCUCGCGCAAGCCCACCUCGCAGGCUCUGGGUAUGAACCAAUCGCUGGCUGGAGGAGCUGUACGAUAA
Cryphonectria parasitica EP155 is the source of this 921-nucleotide messenger RNA. RefSeq lists its product as uncharacterized. The coding region runs from base 1 to 921 and encodes 306 amino acids. The transcript is spliced from 2 exons. Gene Ontology annotation, molecular function: transcription coregulator activity. Gene Ontology annotation, biological process: regulation of transcription by RNA polymerase II. The record is from RefSeq and is a predicted model, not a curated record. NCBI's taxonomy places the organism in Eukaryota, Fungi, Ascomycota, Sordariomycetes, Diaporthales, Cryphonectriaceae. Gene Ontology annotation, cellular component: mediator complex.